UUGUUGUAUUUUUUUUAGUGCGUAGCGAAACUUUCUUUAAGAAAUAUUCUGUAACACGAUAGAAAUGUUUAUUGUCACAGCUUUAUAAGAUUGUAACUAUUUCUAGAUAAUAAAUAGUUGUAGUUCGUUAGGUUUAGUAAUAUAUUAAGACUGCAAUAAUGACGCAGCAGUUAAUAAAUGAAAAUAGCAAAUACAUUUUAGAUUUAUUUUCGGAACAAACAGUGGAUCAACAAAGCUUGGAUUCAAUAUGUGCUCAAGUACAGAAACGGUUUCCAAAAACCGAGCAUUUUAACUUAUGCCUCCUCCUAUCAUCCCUCAUCACCGGCGGAGACCUGUCCCUCCCCGGCCAGCGAGUGGUUGCCCUCGCGCUCCUCCACGAUAUAUACAAGGUGGACAGUCCGUUCAGCCCGCUGUUCCUGCACUUGCUGGAGUCCAAGCCUGGGCUGACGCCGCUCACGCCGCAGGAGAGGCUGUUUGUGGGACAACUGCAUGGGUUCACUAGCGGCAAUGUGAGAGAUGUUAUGAAGAAGACCGCAAAGCAAGUAAUAAUGACUGAAGUGAACGCCAAAGACUUGGAAAUCGACCUGUCGCCGCUUCAGUCCCUUGUGGCGGAGCGAUUAGCGGAUAUGAGUUCCACGGCCAGAGCAACCGCGCCCGCCCUCAUUCCUUUGUCUGACGGAAGCCCCCCAAACAGGAUAGCGAUGAAAGAGCUGAUCGAAGCCCUGAUGUCUACGGACUAUCUCCCUUUACACGGAACCCUGCAGGCCAGGGGACCGAUCCCGCCACCAGCGUUUCUACUGGAUGAAAUACCUUUUUCAGACGAGGUGGUAUGGAAGAAUUUAGUAAACCGCGGUGCACAUAUACCUAUGUUCGACACAGCCCAAGAUGGACUGAUAGGCCUACGACCUGCUAAAGCUAAGGACCAGCCCAAACCUAAGCAAGAAGAAAAGAAAGAAAAGCCAGAAGACAAGAAAGAGGAUGGCAAAGAGAGCCCCGUGUCUGAAGCCAAACAGUUAACACAGAUGGCGCUGCGCGGCGCGCUCAGUGUGUCCCAGCAGCAGCGCCUGCUGGCUCUGCUGGACCGGGAGCCUAACGUCGUCUACGAGAUAGGCGUCACGCCUUACCAGUUACCAGAGCUAGUGGAAAACAACCCCAUGGUGGCUAUAUCCGUCCUGCUCAAACUGAUCCACUCGCAGCAGAUCACGGAGUACUUCAGCGUUCUGGUGAACAUGGAAAUGUCUCUGCACUCCAUGGAAGUUGUCAAUAGGUUAACAACAUCAGUGGACUUGCCGGUAGAAUUUGUGCACCUGUACAUAAGCAACUGUAUAUCGACGUGUGAGACUAUACGCGACCGGUACAUGCAAAACCGGCUGGUGCGACUAGUGUGUGUGUUCCUGCAGUCGCUUAUACGGAAUAAGAUUAUUAACGUUAAGGAGCUGUUUAUAGAAGUGGAAGCGUUCUGCGUCGAGUUCAGUCGAAUCCGCGAGGCGGCAGCACUGUUCCGGUUACUCAAGCAGUUAGACUCCGGUGACGCCGCCCAUAAAGAUACUAAGGAGACUUAGAGCUUAAAACAACUGUUAGGAUACAAUUUAAUACACUCUGAUGUGGUUACUAUAGCAACCUCACUCUGGCGACGCGACGCCGACCAUAAAUAUACUAAGGAGACUUAGACAAUUUGCUAAGAUUUCAGGAUACGUAAUAGCCGAAUGCUAAUGGCACAAACGCUCAUGAAAAGAAACGCUCGUAGAUAUCUCUUGCGUAUUGGCGCGACAGAGCCAGACUACCUUUCGCGGCGUUUCGUUUUCGUUUCGCGUCGCAGAAAUGCCAUUCGGAUACGGCACCAGGAUGUAAUUUAUUGCAAAAGGAUGCCAAGAAGACUUACUGUGUUUUAGCCCUUUCUCACAAAUACAAAAGUCGAUAGGACAGAUAAAGACAAACGAUUAUUAGCUAAUUAAUGCAGCUUUAUAAAGCGUUUAUGAAUAACGCCAUUAAAGGUUAUAACUGUGUUAAAAUUCAAAUUUUCAUUACAGGAUUUUUUUAUUUUUUAUUAUAGGACAUGCUUACACAGAUUGACUGAGGCCCACGGUAAGCUCAAGAAGGCUUGUGCUGUGGGUACUCAGACAACGAU
Messenger RNA from Leguminivora glycinivorella, 2128 nucleotides. It is a transcript of the gene Not11, whose product is annotated as CCR4-NOT transcription complex subunit 11. Gene Ontology annotation, cellular component: CCR4-NOT complex. Bases 159 to 1562 code for a protein of 467 amino acids. The transcript is spliced from 10 exons. The record is from RefSeq and is a predicted model, not a curated record. Gene Ontology annotation, biological process: mRNA catabolic process; negative regulation of translation. NCBI's taxonomy places the organism in Eukaryota, Metazoa, Arthropoda, Insecta, Lepidoptera, Tortricidae.